Molecule: messenger RNA, 1326 nt
Organism: Phanerochaete carnosa HHB-10118-sp
Lineage: Eukaryota; Fungi; Basidiomycota; Agaricomycetes; Polyporales; Phanerochaetaceae
Exons: 5
Coding region: 1-1326 (441 amino acids)
Source: RefSeq, a predicted model, not a curated record
AUGGCAGAGCAGCUCCAUUCCGCUGAAGAAACAGAAGAAAAUCGUGACCGCAUCUUCCGUAUGAACGAAGACGAACGAGAGCGUAUUUUCCUAGACCACGAAGCUCAUCGCGACCAAGAAGCGAUGAACCGUAGAGAUGAGAUUUUGCGCGACGUUGAGGACCGGGUCGAGGAGCGGCUGGCUUCCAUACCCCCUGCAGCCCCCCCUGUAUCCAUUCCGCCACCUUCAGAAGGUGCUCCUGGUAUGCCUAUUCCUGAAUCAGCUUACGAGGAGCCUCUAUCGGAAGAGGAGCCUCUGUCAGAAGAGGUUCAUGAGGAUAUCCCCAUCGUGCCACCUCCGAGACCACUGGAACAAGCACCUUCACCUCCAAGGACGCCAAGGACACCAGAUUUCCCGGCGCAAGCGGAAGAUAUUGAUAUCGAUGCUCGUACCAUCGCUCAGAGUAUACAAUCCCAGGUGGCAGAAGCUACUUCGCGUUACUUACAGGAGAUGCUGGACACUAUCCGUACGGAGCGCACUGACCUUGAGGAAGCUCGGACCGAAGCCACGCGCAUUCGCGAAGAGCUUGACGCCGAGCGUGAACGCCGGAUUGCCGACGUGGAGGCACAGAAUAACGCGCUAAAAGAGGAACUCGCCAGCCUCCGCGCCCAUAACGAUCAGCUCAAGAACGACCUGGAGCAGGAAAGGCAGUUACGCAUAACUGAGGACACAGCGCGGCAGGAGACGGAACGUGACGAGUACAGAAGAAGAGCAGAUGAUCUGGCGACCCAGCUUUCCGACGUCACCAACAUCGUCUCUGAGACUCGGGACGAAUGUGCAAGGAAACGCGAAGUGUCUGACGAGCGAUGGGCUCAGAAGGAAGUUUGGCACAACGAUUGCAACUCCCAGAUGGAUGAGAUGAAGCAGAUGCUCCAAGGCUUCCAGCAGAUGUUCCAAGACGAGCUGAGACAACGGCAAGCGGAGCGGGAAGCUGAAGCAGCGAAGCCGAGCAUUGAAUCCAUUGUCAACGAACUUCGAGAUGAGAAUGCCCAGCUACGUGAGCUUCUGCGCGAGCUCUCCGACGGAUGGCGUGCGGAAACACGAAGACAACAUGAUGACCUCGUAGACGCAGUGAAAGCCACAGCUCAAGAGCAGGUUCCGUUCAAUAUCUCUGGGUAUUUGGACGAGUUCAGCAAGACGCUCGCAAAAGAAGUGAGACAGCUCCUCGCCGAGGUCGGCGAACUUGCCACCCAGAAGAGCAGCCUCCAGCACGAGAUUGUAUACCUUAUGGAAUUCAGGCGCCGAUAUGAUCAGGGCGGCAUCUUCUGGUGCGCAUAUCUCAUCUGA